Molecule: messenger RNA, 1818 nt
Organism: Chondrus crispus (carragheen)
Lineage: Eukaryota; Rhodophyta; Florideophyceae; Gigartinales; Gigartinaceae
Exons: 1
Coding region: 1-1818 (605 amino acids)
Cellular component (GO): membrane
Molecular function (GO): D-arabinono-1,4-lactone oxidase activity; FAD binding; galactonolactone dehydrogenase activity
Source: RefSeq, a predicted model, not a curated record
AUGCAAUCCAGCUUCAGGCUAUCUCGGCAUGUCCUUCCCCGCGUUCGGGACUUUCGGCAAAUGCACAAUGUCAACAUCCGCAACACAACCAUCCGCGCUCUCUCUGCCAGCAUUGCAGUGCGUCGUGAUCGAGCCAUCAAGUGUACGGGCGACACUACUGGAAAGAAUGCCAAUUUCCGGAACGCUCUUGCGCAUAUCAUGUGUGCCACUGGAGCUGUCGCUGUGGGUAUGCACCUCGCGGAGUACGAGGGCGAAUGGCGACCGCCGGAUACUCCGGAAGACGAUACCGAGCUUCAUGAAGUAAUAAACUGGUCCGGUACCCACACCGUCGAAACGAGACGUUAUUACCAACCAGAGACGAUGGAGGAGCUAAGAGCGCUUGUGAAGAACGCACACAUUCGGAGACGGAAACUGCGUCCGGUGGGCUCAGCGCUCAGUCCAAACGGGUUGGCACUUGAAAAAGGUGGCAUGGUCAAUCUCGUCUUGUUGGACAAGAUUCUCGAGAUUGACAAAGAGAAGAAGCAAGUCAAAGUGCAAGCAGGUGCAAGGGUUAAUCAGGUCGUCGAUGCGUUGCGACCGCACGGUUUGACGCUACAGAAUUUCGCAUCAAUUACUGAGCAACAGAUUGGGGGGUUUACACAGGUUGGGGCACAUGGUAGCGGGGCGAAAAUUCCGCCGGUGGAUGAACAGGUUAUUGGCCUGAAGGUUAUCACCCCAGCUGCGGGGGAGCUGGAGCUGUCAAUUGACGACGACGACCCCUCGCUAUUUCAGCUGGCGAGAACUGCGCUCGGAAUGAUUGGAAUUGUCGCUGAGGUUACGUUGCAGUGCGUCCCGGCACAUAAGCUCAUCGAGGAGACUUAUGUCACUACGCGGGCUGAAGUGCAAACUCAGCACAAGUCAUUGAUGGCUAAGAAUCGCCACUUGCGUUACAUGUGGAUUCCUCACACGAAAUACGUCGUGGUAGUUACCUGCAACCCGUACAAGGGAGCAAGGUCCGACGUGUUUCUUCGCUAUAGCAAGUACAAUGACAGUGAGCGUCUUGCUGCUCCGCGAAAACUCUUGCGAAGCCAUCCUGAUUGCAACCUAACUGAUGUUCAGAUAGUAGAACUAGGUUUCACCUCUCUACGAGAUGAGCUUCUGGCGUUGGACCCUCUAAACGUUGAGUGGGUGAAAAAGGUCAACCUCGCAGAGGCUGAGUUCUGGAAACGGUCUGAAGGAACGCGAGUGGACUGGUCAGAUAGGAUUUUGCAGUUUGACUGCGGAGGACAACAGUGGGUUUCGGAAGUAGCAUUUCCAGCUCCUUCGAAUGACGCGAAGAACUCAGACGUACAGUUCGUUCAAGACUUGCUGGAGUUGAUUGAAAAGGAAGGAAUUCCAGCCCCAGCACCGAUCGAACAGAGGUGGUCUGCUCCGAGUCACUCGCCAAUGUCUCCUGCCGGAGAAAAGCCGCCGAAGGAGCUUGCAGAUAUUUACUCCUGGGUUGGCAUCAUUAUGUAUCUUCCAGAUGCAUCUCUCGGCAACGAAACACGCGAGCGAAUCACUGGCGCAUUCAAGGAGUACAAGAGUUUGUGCGAGGAACGACUUUGGAAGAACGCAAGUGCUGUUGAGCACUGGGCAAAGGUUGAGUUGCCAGAUACGGAGGAGGGAAAGACUCGAUUGCGAACAAGAACAUUUCACAAGUACCCUACAGAGGCAUUCAAAGCCAUCUGCGCCAUUUUUGACCCACACGGAAUAUUACGAAACGAGCUGAUGGACACCAUUCUUGGCAUUGAAACGCCGAGUCAAGCACCAAUGUCUGAACCCACACAUGUCUCGUAG